This is a messenger RNA of Metopolophium dirhodum (rose-grain aphid), 1470 nucleotides long. RefSeq names its product RNA-binding protein 42-like. Gene Ontology annotation, molecular function: mRNA binding. The coding region runs from base 309 to 1262 and encodes 317 amino acids. The record is from RefSeq and is a predicted model, not a curated record. NCBI's taxonomy places the organism in Eukaryota, Metazoa, Arthropoda, Insecta, Hemiptera, Aphididae. The transcript has 6 exons.
GCAAGACAGCAAGUCGAGGGAUAUCACUCCGGAUAUCAGAUCAACAGACCAAUGCUAUUAUGCUGAAGCUAUUAAGUGUUGACUAUUGACAUUUGAGUAUUUGACUACUAAACAAUUUAACAUUACCUAUUAAUUUAUAUACUAUACCUAAAUAUAUUCAAUUUUACUUUAGUGUUUAAUUACUAUAGUUAUUACAUUAUUAUUUAUUUGUGACUUAUCUCCAUCUUUUUAACCAGAAAUAUAACUUACUAUUGGAGAGACACUUAGGUAUAUAUUAAAAUUUAAAGUAUCUACUUUUGUCAUCAGAUAUGGCUGACGCUUUUGACAAACUUCGUAUGAUGGAAGACGAAAUGAACAAAUUUGAAGAAGAAAUUGGGAUACCCAACUAUAUGGAUGGAACACCUGGUGCUCAAUCAUACGGUAAUUCUGAUAAUUAUUCAAUGAUGGGACAACAAAAUACAAUUGCCUCUCAAGGAUAUAAUAAUAUGCGACCAUCGUUCUCUAACAACCAAAUGCUAUUACAGCAACCUCAACGGAGAUUUAAUGUCAAAGUAGACAAAACAAUUGGUCCUGUUAUUCUCAGUGGUGCUCCUAAACUGUAUACAUCCAAACCUGAACCACCUCAACUACCUUCAAAUGAUUUGAUGAUUAAAGCAGAAGAUAUAUUAAAAAUGACAACAAGUAUCAAUCCGUUAAAAAAAGAAUCUAAGAAGUCACAACCCACAAUAUUGCCUGGUAAAGAAAUGGCAGAGGCUGUUAAAGCAACAUCUAAAACAGUUGUUGUAUCAGCUGGAGGUAAUGCUGUUGCUGCAGCUGAAUGUGCUGCAUCAAUUCCAAAUCAAUCUGCCAAGAGCAAAGGAAAAAAAAAUAAGAAGUUUAUAAGAACUUCUGGAGGACAAGUAUGGGAAGAUCAAACGCUGUCUGAAUGGGAUGAAGACGAUUUUCGAUUAUUUUGUGGGGAUUUAGGCAAUGACGUCACUGAUGAAUUAUUAGCUCGAACGUUUAGUCGAUAUCCUUCAUUCCAAAAAGCCCGUGUAGUACGUGAUCGCCGCACUAUGAAAACCCGAGGUUUUGGGUUUGUAUCGUUCAAAGACCCAGCAGACUUUAUUAAGGCUACAAAAGAACUCAAUGGUCGAUAUGUGGGUAGUAGGCCAAUAAAACUACGGAAGAGUAUGUGGAAAAAUAGAAGUUUGGAAGUAACUAAAAAGAAGGAGAAAGAAAAGGCUGCACUCAUUAAUUUAUUAACGGGUCAAUCUUCAUAACAAUGAUUUUUUAUUUUUACCAUAGAAGUUAACUAAAUAAUAUUUCUGUAAAAUUGUAAGCAGAUGAUAUACUUUUAUUUGACUUUUAGUACUUACCUUUUCAAUAAGAUCUUGCUCUAUUAUGUUUUUAAAAUAAAAAUGUAUACAGAAAUUGUAAGUGUUUUAAUGUUAAACAAAUAAAAUGUUUUCUUUAAGUAUUAAAAAUAAA